AUGUGUUGUGGAGAGGACUGUGGAGGACCAGAACCAGCCAGGAACUCAUAUCCACUUUUACAACCAGAGACUGAAGACAAGGCUUCAGACUCUUCAGAGACUGACGUCAGUGAUGGUGAUUGGGAGGAGAGCAGAGAACCUCAGUCAACUUUAAACUAUUGGAAGAAUAAACAAGUCACUGUUGGGGAUAUUAACUGUAAAUCUGUUGGGGAAUCCUUCAGCUGCUCGGAGUGUGACAAAGGAUUUGGUACAAAGGGAAGUCUGAAGAGACACAUGAUGACUCACACAGGAGAGAGACCUUUCAUCUGCUCCGAGUGUGGGAAAAGUUUUACAGAAAGUGGAACAUUACAGGCACACAUGAGAACUCACACAGGAGAGAAGCCUUUUAGCUGCUCAGUCUGUAAGACAUCUUUUAGAGAGCGUGGAAAUUUACGGGCACACAUGAGAAUUCACACGGGAGAGAAACCUUUCAGCUGCUCCGACUGUGGGAAAAUAUUUGGCCGCACAUCACUUCUGAAGAGACACAUGCAAACUCAUACAGGAGUAAAACCUUUCAGCUGCUCAGUCUGUAAGAAAUCUUUUACACAGAGGGAAAACUUACAGAUACAUAUGACUAUCCACACAGGACAGAGGCCAUUUAGCUGCACAUUCUGUGAGAGAGGUUUCACAGCGAGAGGAAGUUUGGAGAAACACAUGAGAAUCCACACAGGAGAGAGGCCAUUUACCUGCUCCGUCUGUAAGAAAGGUUUUAGAGAUAGAGGAAGUUUAAAUAGACACAUGAGAGUCCACAACUGAGAGGAACUAGUGUUUUCAUCACUUCAGCUUUUGCUUAACUGCUCGAGAGCUCUCAAAAUAUGGUUGGAUCAGAAUUUUCUCUGUCUCAAUGCCAAUAAGACUGAAAUUGUUGUGUUCGGUGCUGAACAUUUUAGUGCUUGUGUAUAUGCUCUUGGUACUUGAGAAUCUGGGUGUGAUUUUUGACAGUGCUUUUAAAUUUGACAAACCGAUUAGUUCUGUUGUUAAAACCAGUUUCUUCCAGCUGAGACUUUUGGCUAAGGUCAAGCCCUACCUGCUACACAAAGACUUCGAAAGAGUCAUACGUGCAUUUAUUACGUCCUGUUUAGACUACUGUAACUCUUUGUAUGUUGGAUUGGAUCAGUCAUCCCUUCGUUGUUUAUAGUUAGUCCAGAACCAAGCAGCUCGACUUUUAACCGGGACCAAAAAGCGUGACCACAUUACGCCAGUUUUGGCCACACUCCACUGGCUUCCUGUCCUUUUCAGGAUUGAUUUUAAAAUUGUAUUGCUUGUUUUUAAGAUUUUAAAUGGCUUGUCGCCUUCUUCUUUAUCAGCGCUUUUACAUGUCCACACACCUGUCAAAGCACUCAGGUCUUCCAAUCCGAUGCUCCUCGAUGUGCCCAGAUCCAGGUUACAAAAUAAAGGUGGCAGAGCCUUUGCAGUGGCUGCUCCGAACCUCUGAAAUAGUCUACAUAUUCACAUAAGAAAAGCCCAGACCCACUACUAUUCUUUAGCUUUCAAUUCAAAUUGAGCUUUGACACCUUGUCCUUUUUUUUUCUUUGUCUUUUUUUUUUCCUUACUGUUGGUUAUUUUGUAUUGUAUAUUAUUUGUGUAUAUUAUCAUUUUGGGGUUUUCAUCUCUAUAUAUUAACAUCUCUUAUGGCCUCUGUCCAGGGACUACAGACGAAGAUUAGCUUUUAGCUACAUUUGGUACGAUAUAUGUGUUGUGCAUUGUCCCUGCUUGAUAAAAAAUAAAUGAAUAUGAAUG
Messenger RNA from Perca flavescens (yellow perch), 1779 nucleotides. Its product is annotated as gastrula zinc finger protein XlCGF8.2DB-like. Gene Ontology annotation, molecular function: RNA polymerase II cis-regulatory region sequence-specific DNA binding; DNA-binding transcription factor activity. NCBI's taxonomy places the organism in Eukaryota, Metazoa, Chordata, Actinopteri, Perciformes, Percidae. The transcript is spliced from 2 exons. The coding region runs from base 1 to 795 and encodes 264 amino acids. Gene Ontology annotation, biological process: regulation of transcription by RNA polymerase II. The record is from RefSeq and is a predicted model, not a curated record.